AUGAAGUGGAUAGCAGUUGCAGUUGGAGUGAUCAGUGUGCUGGUCCACUUUUUGGUUCUUCGCAAGGAGUUUCCUGUGCAUGAUGCCGAUGGUGAGGGGAUCAUCCUAAUCAGUGGGACUUCCUCGGGGAUUGGGCGCGCUGCCUGUGGUUGGUUGGCCGAGAGGCACCCCCGAAUGACACUGUACUGUGGUGUGCGAAGAGAGGUAGAGGGAUCUCCCUUUGACCUGCCAAACGUGAAACAAAUCAUUUUGGAUAUUACCAACAAAGAGCACUAUGGUGUUUUCCAAGAAAUUGCUCAAGCCAAAAAACCUCUGAUUGCUGUUGUCAACAAUGCAGGCAUUAAUGACAUGGAAACAUUUGAAUUGCUGGGUGUGGAGAGGCUACGGACAGUCCUGGAAGUGAAUGUUAUCGGAACUUAUCAACUUACACAGGCAUCAUUGCCAUUAAUUAGGGAAACCAAGGGACGAGUUGUCACAGUCAGCUCCGUCUCAGGUUUGUUUCCAGGCGCGCCCCUGAUUUCAGCCUACCAAGGCUCCAAACAUUGCCUGGAGGCCAUGUUUGAUUCUUUGCGGGCAGAACUGACACCAUUGGAUGUUUCUGUGAGUUUGAUUAAUCCUGGGUUUUUGGAGAGCAGUAUUGUUACAUCCAGGAAGGACACCACAGACAAUACACAUGAUGACAAUCACCAAGAAGUAGUGAAGAUCUAUUCUCAUGUUACGAGUGAAUCGUACAGGAGCAUGGUAGAUGAACUUGCAAGUGCUACUGGAAGCAUGGAAGAAACGUGUCUCAGCAUUGAUGACGCCAUUUUCUCCAGAUAUCCAAAAACUCGUUAUAUGACAUCAAGACUUGGAGCCAUCCCAUCAUGGAUUGCUGGCAGAGUUUUCAAUGCCUUGCCAAGUCGCCUUACCGACAUUCUCUCACUACGCUUGGAGCCAGUUGUCUACUUGACACGCAUCCGAGCGUUGCUUCAGCAGCUGCUAGGGUUUCGUUAG
This is a messenger RNA of Seminavis robusta, 993 nucleotides long. Lineage: Eukaryota; Bacillariophyta; Bacillariophyceae; Naviculales; Naviculaceae. The record is from the annotation of a GenBank genome assembly.